GGAAGAUUCGGAAAAUAAACCGGAAGUGUUUUUUUCCAGCGAUAUUCUCGCAAAAUUCGAGUUUAACCAGAAUUACAAUUGUGAUUUACUUAUCAAAUACAUUUUCAGCAUUAUAUAUUGCCACUCAAAAUUAUAGAUAAACGUUGCUGUAAACGAAGCCAGAGGGAAAUCCAAUCUGACGUCAUACUCCGAAAAUUUUAUAUAUGGCGGCGCGAAUUCUAGGUUUCAUCACGUGACCCGAUGCCAUUGUGAGCGAAGAGACCCAGAUAUAUUCAUUGUAUAUAGAGUGUGUAAAUACUGUAUAGUAUGAGUACUACACUGAGCACAAGUCGUGCCAGCAACCGGCAGAAUAAGGAAAAACAUGUCAAAGCUGCCAAAGACACAACACAGUCCAGAACAGAGGGACCAUCAGAAAAGGCCAAGGCCACUCCAGAGCAAAUGAGACUAGCACAGCUUACAUCUGUUCACUCGAAAGAGGAUGCAGAAUUUGAAAGGAAAGUCAGUCAGGUAAUGGAAAUUACUGGGAGAGACAAAAAUUUGUGUGAAAUAGCUUUACAAGACUGCAAAAAUGACACAGAUCGAGCUGUUAACAUGCUACUGGAAAAUAAUUUCGCAGAGGGAAUGGGUGAAUGGAGGGAAACGACAAAGAAGAAGAAAAGACCAGCACCCUCCACCAAUUCCAACAAAACAGACCCCAGCAGUAAUCACAUAGAAGAGGAAGCUCCUAAAGUGGAACAGAACACAGAUACAGAAAAACCAGAAAGACGGGAACGACCGGAGAGCAGCAGUCGACGAAACAAACGACCUGAUACCCGCCCCCCUCGUCUGGCUAACAAGGGGAGGGGGCGAGACAAGCCUGAUUACUUUCGUACUGACAAGAUGAAUGGUGAUACAGAGAAUGACAUUAAUUUUGGAACAUUCAACAAAGAACGUGAUGGUGAGGGGAGUCGUGGACGUGGUCGAGGGAGGGGUCGUGGCCGGGGCCGGGGUGCUGGAGGGACCAGCAGUGGCCGAGGAAGAAGUUUUAACAGACCACAGAGAUUUGAGGGUGGUCCUCAGAUUGACACAUGGACCAAUGAGACAGCUGAGAAUGCAGAGAAGGAGAAUUUCACAGGUGGCUGGGGAGAUAUGGAAGAUUGGAAUGAAGAUCAGUGGACUGGAAAUCUCACCGAAUCCAAGGUGUUUACGGCUUCAACACAGAACACUCAGAAAUCCGAGAAUUCCAGCAGCUUGAAUGAUUCCUCCAAUGGAAUUGGUCAGAGAUUAGAUCUUGGAGCUUUACUACAGAAGCCCAACAGUGAUUCAGAAUCAGCCUUCAUAUCCCAGUUCAACCAGCAAGCUACCGAGUCCAUUAAAAACUCCAUUGGCAUUGGUUCUGGGAAUCGAGCGCAGUAUUCUAGUCAGGAGUCUAGUCGGUCCACUUUCAGUGGCAGUACUCUGACAAGUUCGGCAUUGACCAAUCAUCUGCAGUCCUCAUCUUUGACCUCCCAGCUUCCUAGCUCUUUGGCCAGUGACAUAACAUCGUCACUGUCAAAUUCUCAGGCCACAGCAGCAGUUGAUGCCCUGGUUUCAACAUUUACGCAGCAGGGUCAGAACAUUGCAGCUAACGCCAAUCUGGACCAAAUCAAUAGCGGUAAUUUACUGCCAUCUCAGAAUUCCAGUUCAGACUCCUCUUCUACAGGAAAUCUGCAAUCUGUGUUACAACAACAGAGACCAAAACCUCAACGGUCAAAACUUCCUCCACCUUCAAAGGUAACCCAGAUUCCUGCUUCAGCUGUAGAAAUGCCGGGACACCAGAAGCAUCAGAUGGGAAAUCUGGAUGUCCAGUUUGGGAACUGGGAGUCUUCUGCUGAGACCUCACUUUUCAGUUUCGGAUCCUCGGUGGACUCUGUUGCCAAGAGCAUGGCUAGUAGUACACUACCUAGCAGUACAAACACUUCAAUGAACAAUCAUAUUUCUCAACAAAAUGAAUCUGUGAUGACAGAGAGGAAUUCAACUCCUCCCAACAGCAGCUCAUCAAUGGCAAAUCAGGAAUCUCCAAGAACCAGCAUGUUUCAUAACUCACCCUACACAACUCCAACCAAAAAAGACACUUCAGCUCUUAGCCAAAAUCAGAGGAGUCCACAUGAAAGCAUAGCAUUCCCUCAAUCUCAGACUGACCGGAAAUCCAGUCCUAUGAUAGGAUCACAAAGACCAGGAUCAAAUCAAAGUUCCAUGCAGACAAGCAAAGCAGAUUCCUCACUGAAUUUUUCUCAGACUGCUCCCGGUGGUUACCAGUCUUCAUACCACCAGUCACAGUCUGUGCUCACCAAUUCCUCCGGGCUCAGUAACUCCUCAGGUCUAGCGAGGGAGGUUCCAGGGCUCUCUCGGGAGGCCCCGGGUCUAACCCGCGAUCCCUCAGUCUUGUCAUCCAUGGAUGCAGCUGGAUUGUCAGUGUCAAGUGGUCUUUCAAACUCAACCGGAUUAACAAACUCAACUGGAAUGUCUACUACAUCUGGACUAGUGAAUUCAUCAGGGUUGUCAAGUUCUAGAGAUCCAUCCUCAUUAACAGGUGCUCCAGGCCUGAGUAACUCAUCUGGAUUAACGAACACAGGGAAUCUCCAAAGUUCAGGACUUUCUAAUUCCACUGGUCUGUCAAACAGCAGUGGAAUGGGUAGCACUGCCUUCAGUACAACACAACAGAACUCCUAUCAGAGCCAAUAUCAAUCAAGCCAUUACCCAGCUAGUCAGAACCAGUAUCAAUCUGGUCAAAGCUCGUACAAUUCUGGUGCUUCACAGUAUCAAAAUCAAUACCAUCAGAACUAUGGACAGUCUGGCUCUUCAUUCCCUAAUCAAAAUUCAUAUGGAAGUGGAACUAGUUACAAUUCCCAAUCCUCACAGAGCUCUCUGUAUCAAUCUGUGCCCACUACAUACCCAAAUCAGAACCCUGCCUCUCAAAAUGCCCAGAAUUCCCUUUACCAUCAGUCAUCGCCCUCAUCUUACCAACAGAACAGUCAGACGUACCACAGAGACUCGCAGGCCCCCGGUGCCUACUCUACCCCUGUCUCUCAGUCUAACUCCAAUUCAUACCAAAGAGAUGGUAGUCAGUCAGGCCUUUCCACCACUGUGUCACAGACCCAGGCGGGAUAUGCAUCUCAGUCGUAUGGGUCGUCCCAGCAUCAAAACAGCUUGCCAUCCAACUUACAAACAUCACCCUUAAAUCCCAACAAAUUGGGAGAUUCUCUUUCCAAGAUGUCUGUGAAAGAUUCUUCCAUUGACACAAGGCAGUCACCUCAGUAUGAUUCCUCCUCCACGACAACAGCCAGUUUAACAGGAACAACCAGCACAACAUCGACAAGCGCACCCUCUAUGACGACUUCUACAGCCGGUAACAGUGUAUCCAAAACUAACUCCAUCAUCAAUAACAGUAGUACUUCAGCUCCCAGUGGUAAAGCACCUCCAAACCUGCCCCCAGGUGUUCUCUUAGGAAAUCCUCAGUACAUAGUUGGACAAGGCACUCUACCAUAUUUUGGUCUUCAACAACCUCUUUAUGGAUAUGAAGAUUUGCAGUUACUUCAGCAGAGGCUUCCUUUAGCGGGCUACAACUACGAUCUCUCUGGAUUUGGAGUUCCCACGACAUUAACGGGACGAGACCAACAGUCACUGGCAAAUGUGCCGUAUUCAGGGACAGACAACAAGCUGACGAGAGUGGAUGCCCAGUCACCCAUUCCUACGACGCAGACCUCCUCCCAGUCAACACACCAGCAACAACAGCAACAUUUCAUUAAUCUCCCGUACGGCUACUACUACCCCUCAGUACUUCCUAAUGCUGCUGCUGCUGCAGGCUUUCAGUUCCCAGGAACUCCAAUGUUUCCUGUCCCCCCUGUAACAAAUACAGCACAUGCAGGUACAGCAGCCUCCGCCCAGUUCCAGAAGUACGGAUCACACUAUGGAAGUAAACAAGGGUAUGAAGACUUGACUCAGGCAGCCGAUUUCUCCAAAUCCAGCUAUUUGAAUCAGUCCCAGAAUAAAGUGUCUUCAGUGUCAGGUGGAACAGUGACAGCUGCCGAUCUACCUGGUACAGGAUAUGGCAAAUCUCAUACACAGAUGCUUAAUUUGGGUGAUCGAGUUACAAAAUCCUAUCCUCCCAGACACCAACGAACGCAUGAUGCAUUUGACAAACAAGGCUUCGCUGCUGGUACUCCUCCCCCAUUCAGCCUGCCCCUAGCAGCUGGAACACAAGCUGGCCCCAUGGGAGCCCCUGCAAACCCUUAUGGAACUCCAGCACCAUUUGUUCCUAUGAUGCCCCACUCACAGAUUCUCCACCCUGGACUUCAUCAGGACACUAGCCCUGGAACAACCAGAGGAAGCCAACCACAGAAUACGUCCCAGUCCAAGGGGAAUGCAGCCAAGCCCUACAGCGUGGGAGGAUACUGGAACAACAACUAGGUGAAGGACAGCUGUCCCACCAAAUCAAACCAAAAAAAUCGAAAAAUUGUCUUUUUUCUGGCGUUCUUGAUGUACUCUUGUUCUCUAGUAACGAUGUAUAGUCUCGUACACGGGUGUGGAAUCGUGCAGACAACUGGGUGUUUUAGUGUGUCGCUCACAAUGGCAUAGGCAAAAAAGCAUUACGCAGAACGAAAACAGGUUAUCCAACACGUAUAUCUGGGUUUAUUUACAUACUAUAUGGAGAAAACCUCCAGAAAGAGAUUGUACAUAUUUUUUUUCUCUCUUUGUAUUCAUUCUGUAUUGGUCAAAGCUGUACAUUCAGUAGUUGCAUUGCUGUGCGUUUUAAAAAACUUUUUGCUGAUUGGGGAUAUAACCAAUGUAGGUGAAUUGUGCUUGCUGAUGUAAGAGAAAUGGCAGUUAGAGGUAUUUUUAUACAAGGUGUAAAUUCAUACUAUUUAUUGUGGCUUGGUCUUUGUUUUCACAGAAUGAAUUGGGUAUUUGUGCCUUAGUAGUCAGCACAAACAAAUAUGAUUGGUGCACAAGAUGACUGGUUCUUCAGUAUUUAAGAAUUCUGAUGCUGUUGAAAUCUUGGAACCCAACCCCCCUUGUUUUCUUUCAAAAGUUAAGUCGAACCACGUUUUAGGUGGUAUGUUUCUUAUCCAUUUACAACAUCCCCAAAAUGUUACUUACAUGUUCUAGUUGGUAUCAUUAUUUUGUAUAUAGCUCAGAUGUGAGGACAGGUUUUGUCCUGAAUAAGCUGAUCAAUUGUUUGAAUAUUGGUUGUAUUGAAUGUUUUCUAAAACCAAAUCACUGUGCAAGAUUUCUUGCUAGUGUAACAAAUAUUGUCACCAGAUCUUUGGUGUUUAAAGUGAGACAAGUAAAAUACUUUUAUGUGCAAGUGUGUAUUUCAAAGAUAAAUAUAUGUAUGCAUGUGUAAAAUUUUUUAACAUUUUUCUCACGUAAAUCCUUGUAAAUAACAUUAUUGUACAUUUCUCAUUCAGUAUGGUACAAGUUUAUUUUGCUUUUUUAUUAUUAAUGGAGACUUGCGUAACGUAAAUUUCUAUUGUGCUCAUAAUAAAUUGAUGAAAUAAAA
Molecule: messenger RNA, 5521 nt
Organism: Ostrea edulis (European flat oyster)
Lineage: Eukaryota; Metazoa; Mollusca; Bivalvia; Ostreida; Ostreidae
Product: ubiquitin-associated protein 2-like
Exons: 26
Coding region: 307-4428 (1373 amino acids)
Cellular component (GO): cytoplasm; nucleus
Molecular function (GO): protein binding
Source: RefSeq, a predicted model, not a curated record